CAGGUUCAAGAUCGAGCCGCUGAUUAAAUUAGCGGUUGUCGAGAAGAGCAAUGAAAAGGCGAUCGUAAAAAUGCGGUCCGGGGAAAGCCUCAGAGUAAGUUCUGGACGGAUAGUGUGCACCGUCAUUGCACACGGAUCAGAAAUACACAGCAAAGCCGACGCUGUCCUUCCAAUUUCGGCAAUCACGUGCUUCGAACCCUCAUCGGACAUCUUUGUGCCCUGAGGACUUGGAAACGAGAUCAGAUGAAAAUUCAGCCGUGGCGGAACAGGUCUCUUCGCGUCAAGGUUAUGACUGAAACUGCCUCUCAACAUUGCACUGCUAGUCUCACAGCAACAUACUGCUUCCAUCUGUUGAGAUCUGUUGGCUCAGCAGCGGGCCGCUCAGUGUCAUUUCAAGAUCAUCAGAAGUAGUGAUACGCGAAUGAGGCAUAGAUGAUAGCGCUCGCUUGACGCGCAGAUCGCUCUCGCCUCUUUCUCUUUCUCCCCGGUCUCUCUGCCCCCUUCACGAACGCGAGGACUGAGCCAUGUCAUUGGUCCGCGGCGUGGGAACAUCGCUAUGCCUAUUCGUACUGCUCUUCUUACACGCGCUUAGUGCACACGCCCGACCGACUGAAACGACAUUCUCGAGACCCUUGGCCGUUCAACGCAGGGCUGCUGCUGGACCAGCACUCACGUCGUCGACCUGGAUCUGGUCAUCAUCCACAUCCACAUCCACAUCAACCACUGCGCCGACCGCAUUCCUAAAAACGCUCGCUUCGCCUAACGGCCAGACUGCGAUUAGCGCGGUCAUCAGUCUCGCUGCGGUCAACAACUUCACGCUGUGGGUGAACGGCCAGCCCAUUGGACAACAGGCGUCCAUCUGGACUGAAGCGAGUGUGUUGAGGGUAGCUCUCAACACGAGUCUCAACGUGUUUUCUGUGCUGGUCGAAGACGAGGAUGCGACCUCGAGCGUGCCCCAGGGAUUCGUCGCGGCGCUUUCCGUGACAUUCAGUGAUGGAUCGUCCUCGACGAUAGUUUCUGAUUCGACGUGGCUUGCAUCAAGCAACCCGCCGACGGGAUUCCCUUCCUCCUCGGAUCUGACCGGGUUCUCGCCUGCUCAGUCGCUAGCGCUGUUUGGGAGUGGGGCAUGGGGGAGCAGCGUCAGUGUGCCUUCGCCGACAUCUUCCAGUUCCAUCUCGCUACAAGGCAGCACCUGGCUAUGGUCGACGGCGAAUGCCAGUACAAAUGCGCCCCCUGGGACCAUUGGUCUGCGCAAGAGGUUUUCGGUUCCGGCUGGGAAGACGGCUCGAUCUGCGAUAGCGCUCAUGUCGUGUGACAACUGGUUUUCGCUUUACUUCAAUGGAGCGUUCAUUGCUGCGCCCCCGAUUGACCCAAAUACGGUUGGGGAGACAUACCAGGCAUGGCAGUUCGCGCAGCAGGUGGCCAUUCCCAUCUCUGGCUCCGACGUUGUCUUCGAGGUGCUCGCGCAGAACUUUCUCAGCAACGGCCCCAGCGGCGGGACGUCUUCCGCUGGUUUCAUCGGAACGAUUCUGGUCACCUACGCUGAUGGGUCGAGUGAUACCAUACAUUCUGACGGCACUUGGCUUGCUGCGGCGGCCAAUGUGACUGCGGCAGGCUUCACGGGGAUGCAGGACAGUGCGUUAAGCUCUGCCAUAGCGCAAGGACUGUAUGGAAUAGCUCCCUGGGGCCAGCAGGUGGGCACUGCGGACGUUUUGGCAGCCGCCAACGUGCCCUCUGUUGUUGCAGUUUCGCCCGUCUCCACUGUGCCACCCACCCAUCGCUCGGGCGGAGCAGCCAUUGGGGCCGGAGCAGCUAUCGGCGCAGUGGCUCUGAUCUCCAUCAUUGUCGGAAUAUUCAUCAUGCGCCAGCGACGACAUCGAACAAAUCUGGCACGUUUGUCGAAGCACGCACUGUCCGCCGCCGCCGAAUUCGAUCCCUUCCCGCUGACCGUCCAGCCUCAGCCACCGCAGCAGCAACAUCCCAUCCAAAUGCUCAACGUGUCCUCCUCGUCCGAGCCGUUGAUCCCCAAUCGGCCGGGCGUGCCGAUAUCGCAUGCUGAUUCGUCGCACUUGGACGGAUCGUCGCACCAGACUCCUGAUUCGCAAGAGGUCGAACUCGGCCCUCCUCCAAGUUACUCGUAUACUAGCGCGUCAGAGAGUGCCAUUUCUGCAGCUGCGGCCAACAACGCCAAAUCCAGCGGGGCGUUAUGGCCGAACGAGGCGAGUAGUCAGGGGCCAUCUGCACCGGCCAGUGCAGCGGGAUCGAUCCCUAAUCCGUGGGGCGCAUCAUCGAGUGUCGGCGGUUCCUCAGGCAGGUGAUUUGAGACUGGACAAUUGUACAUACCCUAGUAAUCUCUUUGGGAAGUCACUUAAUCAAGUAAUGUAUGUGUAAACGAGUCGGGCCGACCUGAUUCGCGCCACGACCACGAGUAUUCCGUGCCACUCCUGUGAGAAGUGGGCACCCGAUUCUUUCAUGCGUUUGCAAAGUGCCGUCCGACUGUAUGCCGCGUUCGUGUGGCGCUCUCUCUCUUUCGAUUCGCGUGUCAUUGCAGAUCUCCGGUCCACCGAAUGUCAGCUCCCCGAUGGGCGGUCGCACGAGUACAUCUGCAAGAUAUCCCCGCCCGAUUCUCACGGCAUCAUCCGUAGAAUGGCUCCCGGAUGCCAGUCAGACCUCGUGAACGAGAUGUUCAAUGCAUCCAAUGAGUUCCUCCUGGAUAACUGAAGAGCGACGUUCUCGAUGAUGGACCCUGCCGACAGUCUCGCGCGCCCGUCUGCUCUCGCUGGCAGGCAGGCCUCGGACAUUCUGACCUGCCCACGGGGUGGCAGAUGUGCCAUUGGUCCGGUUGAUCGCGCGAUAUUCUGUCCUUCAACGCUGUUCUCACUGCCGUACAGGUCACCUGUCAUGCGCAAGGACGGAAAGGCAUGCACUCUGGAAUCCAUCGUUUGAG
Molecule: messenger RNA, 2947 nt
Organism: Mycena citricolor
Lineage: Eukaryota; Fungi; Basidiomycota; Agaricomycetes; Agaricales; Mycenaceae
Source: the annotation of a GenBank genome assembly